AAACAACGGAAGUGAGAGAGAAACAGAUGGAGAGAUAACUGUGGGUGUGUGUUGAGUCAAUCAGUUUCCGAAAAAGGGCCGUCCCCUCCUCCCCGCUGCUUCUCUCGCAUGUUUGUCUCUCCGGUGCAAGGGGCGGUCUCAGCGCCGCAGCAGAUCCGGAAUUAGAAGGCGCUCGCUCGGCUGUGCUCGGUCGGUCGCUCGGUAGGUAGGUGGGCUCCUCCGCGGCGGUUCAACACGAAGAAGAGGUGGAGGAAACCAGAAGCGGAACUAGCUUUAUUAAAAUAAAAUAAAAAAACAUUUCUAGAAGGAGGAAAGAGGAAAAAGGAAAAAGGAAGAAGCCAGGUGGACUGAAAGUGUCGACCGACAGAGAGAGAGAGAGAGAGAGAGGGAGAGAGAGGGGAGGGACGACUAUACUGGAGCAGAAAAGAGGAAUAAAAAAGAAGAAAUAAAAAGUAGAGGGGGAAGAAGGAGGACAACAUGCCCCUGGCUCAGUUGGCAGAUCCCUGGCAGAAGAUGCCUCUGGGGGGGACGGCUGGAGAGGAUGCACAUCACGAUCACGAGGACUCAGUGGGUGAGGACGACUCAAUGCCUGCUUGCACCGAUGACGCGCCAAUCAAGGAGAUCAGCAUCACUCACCUUGUGAAGGAGGGAUCAGAGAAGGCCGAUCCCCGGCAGUUCGAGCUACGCAAAGUCCUCGGACAGGGCUCCUUUGGCAAGGUGUUUCUGGUGAGGAAGGUCACAGGGCCAGAUGCCGGGCAGCUGUACGCCAUGAAAGUCCUGAAGAAAGCUACACUGAAAGUGCGCGACCGGGUCAGGACAAAGAUGGAGAGAGACAUCCUGGUGGAGGUCAACCAUCCCUUUAUCGUCAAACUGCACUACGCGUUUCAGACGGAGGGGAAGCUCUACCUGAUCCUGGACUUCCUCAGAGGAGGAGAUCUCUUCACUCGCCUCUCUAAGGAGGUCAUGUUCACAGAGGAGGAUGUGAAGUUUUAUCUGGCAGAACUCGCUCUGGCCCUCGAUCACCUUCACAGCCUGGGCAUCAUUUACAGAGACCUGAAGCCAGAGAACAUCCUGCUCGACGAGGAGGGACACAUCAAGCUGACCGACUUUGGCCUCAGCAAGGAGUCCAUAGACCAGGCGAACAAGGCCUACUCCUUCUGUGGGACGGUGGAGUACAUGGCUCCCGAGGUGGUCAACAGGCGAGGACACACGCACAGCGCCGACUGGUGGUCGUAUGGCGUGCUCAUGUUUGAGAUGCUGACGGGAACGCUGCCGUUUCAAGGCAAAGACCGGAAAGAGACGAUGACCAUGAUCCUCAAGGCCAAGUUGGGAAUGCCACAGUUUUUGAGUCCAGAAGCUCAGAGUCUCCUCAGGAACCUUUUCAAACGCAACCCUGCCAACAGAUUAGGAGCUGGACCCGACGGUGUGGAGGAGAUCAAGAGGCAUCACUUCUUCAGCACCAUCGACUGGAAUAAACUGUUCCGCAGAGAGCUCCACCCUCCCUUCAAACCGGCUGCAGGACGACCCGAUGACACUUUCUACUUUGAUCCAGAGUUCACAGCUAAAACACCCAGAGACUCUCCUGGCGUUCCUCCCAGCGCCAACGCCCAUCAGCUGUUCAGAGGUUUCAGUUUUGUGGCCAUAACGGAAGAGGAAACGCAACCACUACCCAGCACUAUUGUUCAGCAGCUGCACAGAAGCACAUCCCAGUUCUCAGACGCCUACGAGAUCAAAGAGGACAUCGGCGUCGGGUCGUACUCCAUCUGCAAGCGCUGCAUUCACAAAGGAACCGGCAUGGAGUACGCAGUCAAGAUCAUCAGCAAGGCCAAGAGAGACCCGACGGAGGAGGUGGAGAUCCUGCUGAGAUACGGCCAACAUCCCAACAUCAUCACCCUCAAAGACGUGUACGACGACGGCCGCUCGGUGUACUUGGUGACGGAGCUGAUGAAAGGGGGCGAGCUGCUGGACAAAAUCCUCCGACAGAAGUUUUUCUCUGAGCGAGAAGCGAGCGCUGUUCUCUACACCAUCACCAAGACGCUGGAGUACCUGCAUGUCCAGGGGGUGGUGCACAGAGACCUGAAGCCCAGUAACAUCCUCUACGUGGACGAGAGCGGGAACGCCGAGUCCAUCAGGAUCUGUGAUUUUGGUUUCGCCAAACAGCUGAGAGCCGAGAACGGUCUGCUCAUGACGCCGUGUUACACCGCCAACUUUGUCGCACCUGAGGUGUUGAAGAAGCAGGGUUACGAUGCAGCCUGUGACAUCUGGAGUCUCGGAGUCCUGCUCUACACAAUGCUCACAGGUUUCACUCCCUUCGCUAACGGCCCGGAGGACACGCCGGAGGAGAUUUUGGCUCGUAUCGGCAGCGGGAAGUUCUCCCUCAGUGGAGGAUACUGGAACUCCGUCUCUGUGGAGGCGAAGGACCUGGUGUCCAAGAUGCUCCACGUGGAUCCCCACCGGCGGCUGACUGCGGGUCAGGUUCUCCGACACCCCUGGGUGACGCACCGAGACCAGCUGCCCAAAUACACCCUCAACAGACACGACGCUCCGCACCUCGUCAAGGGUGCGAUGGCGGCCACCUACUCGGCUCUCAACAGGAACGUCCCCCCGGUCCUGGAGCCGGUGGGCUGCUCCACUCUGGCCCAGCGGAGGGGGCUGAAGAAGAUCACCUCCACUGCUCUGUGACCUUUAACCCCCCUCCCCCAACUCUGACCUCGAUCCGCCGGACCCUCACCCUUCCUCUCUGUCUCUGGUCCGGUCUGGUGGGACAGACUACUGAUGGACCCAGGAACCGCUUACGCCAAAUAGGAACACGGAGACCCCACUGCCCCCCUCCCCCCUCUCGCCCUGUCCUGCAAUUAACGGACUCUUGUGAUUGGAUCUCGUGGCUGGUUAUUUCUCAGCUUUAGCAUCACUGUUUGACAGGCUGAACCCUCUGGUGGCGUUUGUUUGUUUUUUUUUUUUUGCUUUGGACAAUCAGCGUGGCCUCGUGGACCCGUAGACCGAGCACGCAUCAGGAAAAUAAAAAGUACUCUAUUUAUUUACUUUCGAACGGGGAAAUCUGAACAUAGGAACAUGGUAAUCUAAUGUAUGCAUUUAAAGAGCUAGGAUCAUUGACGUUAUACUGUCGUAUUGGUUCUGUGUAGCUGUAGAUCCUGUAUUUAAACCUUAAGUAGCCUCUGAGAUGACGCCGUCCGCAGAAAAGGACAGAAGGUGUGAGUCAACGUUAGCGGCAGGUUGGUGUUCGGAGCAGCCUCGGCCUCAAAAUGUUGCCGUUUGCUUUUCCAGAUUUACCUGCAGAGCUAGAAAAAAAAUCAGGACGUAAGAAGGGAGAACUCUGAUAACAGAAGCAUUUACUCAACUUGAUGUUUUUUGGGAUAAAGAAAAGUCUCUCAGGAGAGGUGAUUUUUAUGCAUCUCACACUUCCAGUAUCCAGUAUUUUACCUUUCAGGUGCAAAACACAAAGAAGAAACGUUGGUUAGUCUCAGCCGGCAGACGUCCAACAGUUCAGCAUGCAUCCAGCAGCCUGUGUCCAAAACUUAAAUUCAUUUUGGGAAUGAAACCAAACUUUUGUCCCCUCAGAUUUGACGUAAACUUAAAGGAGGAGACUGGCAAUAUUCCCCAUAAGACCAAAACCAGCAGUACCUUCUGACUUCCUGUCGUCUCAGCCUCAAGCCCACUGGUUCCUACGGAAAAUAUGAAUCCUUAAAAACAGCUGUGUGUGUGUUCAUGGUGAUGAAGGAACAUGUGACCCAGUGCAGCAGUGAGGCUCACUGAUGGGUUUUAAUAGUUUUUAACAACAAAGGAGCUCUAUGGCUCAGAGGAAGAAGAGACAUCAGGCUGUGAGAGACACACAGGAUGUGUUAGGAGAUUCAUUCACUGCUGGUUUUGGUCUUUUUUCAUGAGAUUUGAAAAACGCAGAAUGUAUAAAAUGUAUUUUAAUCAAAUUUGAGAGGAAACCUGGGUAACAGUAAAUUAAAUGUAACUUAGAACAAGUAGAAAAUUACAACCGAAGCGCUUAAAGCAACAAGAACAACGCAGAUUUUUAAAGCUGCACAAGGAAAUAAGUUGGAUUCUUCUGGAGGUUUUUAUUCUUUUCCUGUCUCAUCUGGUACUUACAGGACUUUCCCCCUAGAGCGAGCUGAAUUUCUUUUAUGCAAAAACCAGUGGUGGAAGAAGUACUCAAGUAGCAAUACCACAGUCUAGAAAAAUAAAAUCCUCCAUUCAAACUUAGUAUUAGCAUUAAAAUAUACUUGAAAGUACCACAAGUAAUAGUAAUCACUAUGCAGAGUGAAAUUCAUUUAUGCAAAAACCAGUGGUGGAGGAAGUUUACUCAAGUAAAAGUACCAAAGUAUUAAAAUAUACUUCUCAAAAGUACUCAAUAUGCAGAGUGUGACCCCUUUCAGAGUGAUAGAUUCUACUGGACUCUAAUUAUAAAUGCAUGCCUGUGUAAGUAUCACUUUAAUGUACUUUAUAUACUGCUGGGUAGCUUAAUCUAUAAAAAUACAUCAUAAGUAUUUGUUGUUUUAAUAAUCUGACGUUGAGCGUAGAGCAGUAAAAAGUAUAUUUGCUACCAAAGUAAAGUGGUAUAAAAAUGUACUUCACUACAGUACGUAUGUACUUUUCACCACUGGCUAAAACGGCGUGAAUCUAAAGCAUCUGUCCGACAGUACGUCUGGUGUGUGUUGGUGUUUUAAGACCUUGUGCAGCUUUAAGACGUGUCAGCAAAGUUAAAGCAUCUUAAACUGGAGGAGACGUCUGCACAACAAACACACGAGAACGAGGGGGCAUGUUUGAGGCCGGCGGCGUCCUCGUUCCUCUUUAUUCUUCCCCCCACAACACAAACAGGAGGAUGUUUGUGUUUACCUGCUGACCCAACAGGCUGUCUGAGGACAAAAUGACGAUUUACCUUCGAAUAAGCAGAAAGUUGGAUAAAGAAAAAGGCGCCAGAGAGAGGGAAAGCGAGCUACCUGCUUUCGCUUGAUCAGCCUCUGACCUUCUGUAUGAGCCGGACGAUCAUCUCUGUUUGUGCAGCAGCAGACAGGAAGCUGAACUGUAAAUAUAUUAAAAAAAUGUUGAGCAACUCAGGUUUCUAUGAAUCAAGACGAUGCAUUUUUAGAUGUCCGGCCGGAGAGAGAGAGAGAGAGACACGCACACGAAACGAGCAGACAGAUAACGAGUGAUGGGAGGUGAAGCAGGACGCAAGGGGGGGAACCUGAUCGACCCAUUUCAUCUUCACGGACGUUUGAAGUUCUUCCACCUGCAGUUUUACAAAAGUCUCUUGUUCGUCUUUAACGUGUUCAUGCUCGUGAUGAAGACGAUCUUCUGUCAGCAGAACCCUUUAAAAGACUCAAUAACUCAAAGUGUAGCAGAAAAAAAGGUGUUCCAGUUGUAUUCAGGCGUUGAAACUACCUGUACGUGUGUCCCGCCAUCUUGGAGGUUCAUCAGUGGAGAAGUUCACCCAAAUUACAAAAAGACAUAUUUUCCACCUAACAGAGGAUUUAAUGUUCAGGCAUCUUGACUUUUAAUCAGCGUUGGGAGAAGGUAUUCAGACCUUUUACUAAAGUAAAAGUACCAAUAACACAAAGUAAAAGUCUUGCAUUCAAAAUACUACUUAAGUAAACAGAAGUAUACAGAAGCAUGUACUUGUAAAAGUGCAGUAAUUCUGCCGCCCCUGGGACUGAUAUAUUUUAAUAUGUCACUAUUAGAUUAACACUGAUCCAUCAAUGUGUAAGUAACAUUUUAUUGAUGUAGCUGCUCGAGGUGGAGUUUAUAUAAACUACAGUUUAGUCAAGUUGUUUCUGUCUAAGUCACCAGAUAACUCAGAGGAGAUGCGAGAUUAUUAAGUUCUACUUCACACAUUUAUAAUGAUCUACAUAUCUUACACAUUUAUCGCACAUCUCUUAAUUUUUUAUGUGAAAUAUUUGAUAAUUUUACCUUUUUUGAGCAUCAAACUGUUUAAAUGAAACCAUGUGAGAAGUUUAGAGGGUAAAAGUAUAUCAACGAAGACACAAACCAAAAAGGUUGGAAAUUACUGGUUUAAUCUUUAACAAUUUAAACGUAUUAUAUAUUUUUUCAAAUGUAAAUUCUGAAUCUUAAAAAUAACCAGUAACUACAGCUGUUAGAUGAAUGUUGUGAAGUCAAUAUUUCCCUCUGAGAUGUGCUGGAGUAAAAGUAUAAAAUGGCAGAAAACGAAAUAAACUGAACUUUUUAAACGUC
This is a messenger RNA of Micropterus dolomieu (smallmouth bass), 6216 nucleotides long. RefSeq names its product ribosomal protein S6 kinase, polypeptide 3b (gene rps6ka3b). Bases 478 to 2682 code for a protein of 734 amino acids. Gene Ontology annotation, biological process: intracellular signal transduction; protein phosphorylation. NCBI's taxonomy places the organism in Eukaryota, Metazoa, Chordata, Actinopteri, Centrarchiformes, Centrarchidae. Gene Ontology annotation, molecular function: ribosomal protein S6 kinase activity; ATP binding; magnesium ion binding. The record is from RefSeq and is a predicted model, not a curated record. The transcript is spliced from 22 exons.